This is a messenger RNA of Penicillium soppii, 978 nucleotides long. RefSeq names its product DNA/RNA non-specific endonuclease. Lineage: Eukaryota; Fungi; Ascomycota; Eurotiomycetes; Eurotiales; Aspergillaceae. Gene Ontology annotation, biological process: apoptotic DNA fragmentation. Gene Ontology annotation, cellular component: nucleus; mitochondrial inner membrane. The coding region runs from base 1 to 978 and encodes 325 amino acids. The record is from RefSeq and is a predicted model, not a curated record. Gene Ontology annotation, molecular function: single-stranded DNA endonuclease activity; RNA endonuclease activity; metal ion binding. The transcript has a single exon.
AUGUCCAAAGCAACAUUGGCUGUCAUUGCUGCCGCCAGUGCAGCCACUGGCGCUGGUGUUACCGCACUCCUCUUCUCCGGCAAAUCCUCCAAACCGCAACCGCAACAGCAACAACUGCCAACACCCACAACCCCAGGUGUCAAAGCUCCCUCAACAAUCGCACCCCCAACCCUAGCGGCCAAAGCGAUCGGUCCCGUCGACCCAGCCGGUGUCCUCCAAUAUGGCUUCCCGGGCCCAAUCGCCGACGAACUCUCCUCCCUCCCCCUACACGGCGCCUACGAUCGCCGCACUCGCAACCCCUCCUGGGUAGCCGAGCACAUCACACCGGCGUCUUUGGCAAUCAACAACGCCGACCGCAAGAAGAGCACCUUCUUCGAAGACACCACCAUUCCAGCCAUGUUCCGCGCCAAACUGUCAGACUACUUCCGCUCCGGCUACGAUCGCGGCCACCAGGUUCCCGCUGCAGACGCGAAGUGGUCCCAGGAUGCCAUGGACGGUACUUUCGCGCUGUCCAACAUGUGUCCCCAGGUCGGAGAGGGCUUCAACCGCGACUACUGGGCGCACUUCGAGACCUUCUGCCGUGAUCUCACCAAGAAAUACCCCUCCGUUCGCGUCGUUACAGGCCCGCUCUACCUACCCGCCCGUCAGCCGGAUGGCAAGUGGCGUGUCAGCUAUGAGGUUAUUGGCACUCCGCCGAAUGUCGCUGUGCCCACGCACUUCUACAAGGUCAUCUAUGCCGAGGACGGAACUAAUUCGCCCACUGCGAAGGUUGCGCUCGGUGCUUUUGUUCUGCCCAACGCUCGCAUUUCCAACGAUACACGUUUGACAGACUUUGAGGUUCCACUUGAGAUUGUUGAGCGUGCAUCUGGCUUGGAAUUCGGUUCGCAGUUGGACUUGAGCCGUCGUCGUCGCCUGUGCCAGGAGGUUGCUUGCCAGGUUACUGUCCGCGAAUUCAACAACGCCAAGAAGCGUUCUUAA